AUGUCAUCAUCCACUGUUGUUCCUAAUCGUGUUCUAAUCGUUGAUAAACGUCUCGUACCAGUCAAUUGUGAACAACUACACUUCGUUCAACUUAGUCAUCCUCGUACAAAACAGUCUCAGUCCUACGCGAUCGAUCAACAGUCAAAAACGAUAUUUGAAGUUAUUCAAUGUACACGUUCACAUUCAAGUUGGUUCAUCAAUGAUCAACACGUCGUACCUGAUGGAUCUUUGUACAUAGUUACGCCAGUAAAUGUCAUCUUUCUUCUUUUACCUUCAAUUUGGUCAGAUGCUCGAGAACAAUUUCUCUCAACAAAAACAUUGAUGAACGGUUCUUUGAAAAAUUUACAAUUGGAUGAAGAUUUUAUUCUGGAGAAACUCACUUCGAUCUGUGAUAUUGAUUCAGAAAAACAUUCGGUUAAACUCAAUGAAGAAAAGCUAAUCCAAUGGUUUCGUGAUCGAGUUGAUCGAUUGAAAAAGCACGUCGAAGAUGAAGAGCAUGCUUUUGAUUUAAUCUGUGAAUAUGUACCCGAUGAUAUCAUCGAAUAUUGUCAACAAAAACUGGAACUUCAUGGAAAUGUUCGAUAUGAGCUUCCGACUGGCCAAAAAUCAGCAGCUGUGAUCAAGAAAACAGUCGAAUCUUCACUGAACAUAUUCUAUAAUGAUACUUUUAUUCUAGGUACACUCUAUCUUUUGGAAAAACGUCAUUCGAAAUCUCAGUCAUCAAACGAGAAAACAACUUUGACGACAAAUGAUAAGGAAGUUUCCAAAACCGUUGUUGAUCAUGCGAAACAAGUGCUAUUCGAACAUCAUCUCAAUUCCAGUCAAUCAUCUUUGUUUCAUGAAUUCCAUCGCAUCCAAAAUAAAUCCGAUUGUAUAUUUGCUAAGCGAGCUCGAUGCUGGAAUGCACCUCAUUGGUUAGAUACGAUUUCAGUCGAAGAUAAUUGCGAACGAUUAUUACCAAAUUUCAUACUCUUUUGUGCAUUUGUACAAGAAGUAGCAAUCGAUGGAUAUGUCAUCGAAAUUCCGCACAAUGAUUUAACAGCCACACUUGAAGAUUUUGGACAAAUUUUGAAAAAAGUUCUUCGUUACCUUUCGGAUCACGAUCCAGCCAAACGGCACUGUAUGAGCGUUGCACCUGAGCGCAUUGGUCAGAAGGGUUGGGUUUUUCAAUUCGAUCGGGUUACCUUUUUCAUCACAACAUUCGCGCCACACUAUCCAGAAAACCAUCCACGUUACGCACACGGCUCGAAAAAGUAUUGUCACAUUCUUUUUCAACCGGAAAUCUCCUUUCUUCGACAUAAUCUACCUGACGAUACGCCAGAAACCAAUUGGUCGCAGCCAAUUACAACUCGAGAUAAGACUCGAGUCGCUUUCCGAGAACACGGAAGAGAAUAUCCAAUUCGACCAACAAUUUACUAUCCACCAGCUCAUGAUAUAAUCAGACCAUUGAGUAACGAUUUAGACGAUAUCAUAGAAUGGUGGUUGUAG
This is a messenger RNA of Adineta ricciae, 1488 nucleotides long. NCBI's taxonomy places the organism in Eukaryota, Metazoa, Rotifera, Eurotatoria, Adinetida, Adinetidae. The record is from the annotation of a GenBank genome assembly.